AUGAAGUUUUCUGUAAUCGCGCCUGCGCUCCUCGCUGGCGUCGCCCAGGCCUGGAGGCCCGAGGACCGCGACCUGGCCGCUUUCAACAUGACUGCUCGCUUUGAGCAGCUUGGAAAGCGCUUCAAGCCUAGCCUUGGCAGCGGAAUCAACAAGAUUCGCGGUGUCAACUUUGGCGGCUGGCUUAUCGGCGAGCGCUGGAUGAUGACCAACGAGUGGGAUAACGUCAUGGGAUGCGCCGGAUCUGCGUCCGAGUUUGACUGCAUGAGGGACCACUACUCUGGCGGCAACCGCGAGCAAGGCAACCAGAAAUUUGAGAACCACUGGAGAGACUGGAUCAACGCGGACACGGUCCAGUCUGUUCACGACGUUGGCCUAAACACGAUCCGCAUCCCCAUUGGCUACUGGUCCUAUGUUGACAUUGUCGACAAGGACAGCGAGCCCUUUGCCGACGGAAACCGCAUGCUUCCGUAUCUCGACAAGGUGGUCGCCAAGGCGGCUGACCUCGGCAUCUACGUGAUUAUAGAUUUCCACGGCGCGCCCGGCGGCCAGCAGGAGGACGUCUUUACCGGCCAGAACAACCACCCGGCCGGCUUCUUCAACGACUACAACUUUGGCCGUGCCGAAAAAUGGAUGUCGUGGAUGGCGCGUCGCAUUCACACCAACAACGCCUACCGCACCGUUGGCAUGAUCGAGGUCCUCAACGAGCCCGUGUCCGGCCACGACGCCGCCGGCCGCUACCCGGCCCCCGGCGAGGUCCCCGGCCUGAUCCAGCAGUACUACCCGGCCGCUCUCAAGGCCGUCCGCGACGUCGAGGCCGAGCUGGGCAUCUCCGACGACAAGAAGCUGCACGUGCAGUACAUGUCGGCCAAAUGGAGCUCCGGCAACCCCCGGGACGCGAGCGCCGUCGCCAACGACCCCCGCGUCGCCUUUGACGACCACAACUACAUUAGCUUUGGCCUGCCCGACGACCAGCGCGGCGACCAGGGUAGGCUGAUGCGCAGCGCCUGCACCGACUCGCGCGUCGUCGACGGCGAGGAGGACUUUGACAUUACGGGCGAAUGGAGCAUGACGUCCAGCGUGGACUGGCACGACGCCGGGUUUUUUAAAAAGUGGUUCACGGCGCAGCAGCAGCUCUACGAGAAGCCGGGCAUGUCUGGAUGGGUGUUUUGGACCUGGAAGACGGAGCUGAAUGACCCUCGAUGGACGUAUUCGUACGCGACGUAUCUCAAGUACGUGCCCACAGACGCUGCCAGCCUGGAGCACAAUGUCUACCAGGAUGUCUGCUCUGGGUACAGGUGA
Molecule: messenger RNA, 1299 nt
Organism: Beauveria bassiana ARSEF 2860
Lineage: Eukaryota; Fungi; Ascomycota; Sordariomycetes; Hypocreales; Cordycipitaceae
Product: beta-1,6-glucanase precursor
Exons: 2
Coding region: 1-1299 (432 amino acids)
Biological process (GO): glucan catabolic process
Cellular component (GO): extracellular region; cell surface
Molecular function (GO): beta-glucosidase activity
Source: RefSeq, a predicted model, not a curated record